Molecule: messenger RNA, 828 nt
Organism: Penicillium diatomitis
Lineage: Eukaryota; Fungi; Ascomycota; Eurotiomycetes; Eurotiales; Aspergillaceae
Product: SDR family oxidoreductase
Exons: 5
Coding region: 1-828 (275 amino acids)
Molecular function (GO): oxidoreductase activity, acting on the CH-OH group of donors, NAD or NADP as acceptor
Source: RefSeq, a predicted model, not a curated record
AUGAGCGACACGUGGGUGAUUGUCGGUGCAUCACGAGGCAUCGGUCUUGAAUUUGUGCGGCAACUCUUGCACAACGGCUUCCAUGUCAUUGCAGGGGUCCGUAACUUAUCCAAGGCCGAGAAGCUGGAUGAAGUGAAAUCGCAGCAGGCAGGGCCAGAACGAUGUAUCAUUGAACAGUGCGACAUCACAGACGAGCAAAGCAUUCAGGGCUUUGCCGACAAGGUGAAAGAGGCUACUCGUGUCAAUGGCCUCAAAGUCACCAAUAUAGUCUUGAAUGCCGGGAUUCUUCACUACCCUAACCGCGCGACCGAGAUCUCUUUUGCCGACUUUGCUCUUCAUCUGCAUACCAACACUAUCGGGCCUAUCAUCUGUGCCCAGAAGCUGUUGGAUCUCAAUCCGGACUCGCCCCCGUCCAAAGUGGUCUUUAUCUCCUCCGACUCGGGUUCAACGACCAUCUUCCGCGACGACGAAGAUGGGUUUGGAGCCUACGGCGCCAGCAAGGCUGCCCUCAACCAGAUGCUCAGGCACAUGGCUGCCGAGUUGACUCGAAAGGGUGGCCAGUGGACUCGGACGAGGAUUCUGGCCAUGCAUCCUGGUGAAGUCGAGACAGACAUGGCCAAUAUUGACCUUGGGUGGGAGGUGCACGGGUCUAUUUCCGCCGAGGAAAGUGUACGGUGCAUGCUGAAGGUAAUUUCGGAAAAGGACGAGACUGGCAGUUUCUGGUGCUGGGAUGGAAGGGUACCCGGUCAAAUGCCAAGCAUCGAGAAGUCUCAUGAGUCAAUGACCUCAAAACUGAUCGGACGGUGGAAAUCCAGAGAGUUCAAGUGA